AUGGAGGAUCUUUUCUCUGAUUUGCAGUCCAGUGAGAUUUGGAGUGGUGUUUUACUGGUUGACUACCAGAAUUCGAACCUUGAUGAUCCUUAUACAUUUGAAGAAGCACUGCGAUUUCUUCCUUUCGAGGUUCAGAGGAAAAUACUGAGCAAGCGAAUCUCUACUGCCAGAAAUGCAUCACUAUCCAAUGCCUUAUUACAGACAUUUGGGUGCAGUGUUGCUUCCAGCACAACAAUGAAUGAAUUAUGCCUGAAGUAUGGUACAUUCGGUAAACCCUACCUCGAUAAUGACCAUUCUAUUGCGUUCAGUAUGUCGAACGGCCAGCAGUAUGUCGUUCAAUAUCUCGUAAAAACUGCUGGCGAGACUGUAGACGUUGGGAUUGAUAUUGCAUCCAAACAAGACUACAUUAACGAUCAAGAUAUAGAUGUGUUUCGUGCCAUAUUUUCAACCAUGGAGUACGAACAGUUGGAAUCAUGUAGUCAAUAUAAUGAAAAGCGAGAAUUGUUUUCUUAUUUAUGGUCUUUGAAAGAAUGCUACACAAAGCUAGUAGGCUGUGGACUUAAUUGCGAUUUAUCGCUGAUCGACUUUGGUAAACCUCGAAUUCUGGAAUCACCAGCUGUCAUACACAGAACAAUAAACAAUACGUCGGUUACGUUCUAUUCCCAAUGGUUAGAGCCAGAAAAGGAGGAAGUAGUCACUGUAUGCCAUUAUACAAGCAGCGCCACAGAACGUUUUUUGACAAUGCCCCCAAAAUUUUACAAGUUAACAUUAGAUGAUUUGAUCAAGUACUUUACCUCUCACAUAGAGAAAGAAAAGGAGUGUACCUAG
Molecule: messenger RNA, 828 nt
Organism: Zygotorulaspora mrakii
Lineage: Eukaryota; Fungi; Ascomycota; Saccharomycetes; Saccharomycetales; Saccharomycetaceae
Gene: LYS5
Product: holo-[acyl-carrier-protein] synthase
Exons: 1
Coding region: 1-828 (275 amino acids)
Cellular component (GO): cytosol
Molecular function (GO): holo-[acyl-carrier-protein] synthase activity; magnesium ion binding
Source: RefSeq, a predicted model, not a curated record